Molecule: messenger RNA, 2034 nt
Organism: Fusarium sp. VM40
Lineage: Eukaryota; Fungi; Ascomycota; Sordariomycetes; Hypocreales; Nectriaceae
Source: the annotation of a GenBank genome assembly
AUGCCGCACGAGAUGGAUGAGAACAGUGCUGAGGUCUCAGAUGUUAUGUCUGAGAACGAGGACGACACGGAAACUUUUCUUAAGGACGACGACGAGAAAAUGACCGACCAGAGCCCUACUGAGAGCAGCGCAGAGGUCAAGAAGAAGUACGACCCUAAGGACCCCUUACGCCCAAGGAGGAAAAAGGCACGAAGGGCCUGCUUUGCGUGCCAAAGGGCUCAUCUAACUUGUGGGACUCAAGCUAACACCUUUGCAGGAGAUGAGAGACCAUGCCAGAGGUGCAUCAAGCGAGGUCUCGCUGAUGCAUGUCAGGAUGGUGUCCGCAAGAAGGCCAAAUAUCUUCAUGAUGCUCCUCCAGAAGCCCUUCGGCCCGUUCUGGGGCCUAAUUACAACCCCAAUCCCAAUCCUACACCCUCACGGCCCAGCAUUCGGCGCCAGGAUUCAAAUGCAAGCCAGUCAGAUAACUUGUCAGCAAAUGGAAGCAACUAUUUCUCUCAGGCGAGCACUACAACUCUGCCUGUUUUCUCGACAGGAGCGCAAACGCCCGUGGGUAUCGAUGGGCUACCUUUUAAUCCUCAAGCAUCUCCGACAUCCUUCCAGGCUCCAAUUAGCAGCACACAUGCCCCCCUGAGCAACAUAAUACCUACCGGCAACAUGGACUUCAACGCCUUGUUCGACCCCAGCAAUCCUGCCCUGUACAAUUUUGAUCUGGAAGGACUCAACUUUGGCAGUCAGUAUGCGGGCUGGGAAUUUGGCAUUCUUAAUAAGAUGGCCUUGGGGGCCGAGACACCCCCUCGGGAGAAUUCCAUAUCGCAAACGCCGACAACUGAGAGCACGUAUGCAGCUUUGUUCGGCAAUGCGAACGGAAACGGAAACGGCUUUGAUCAUCCCAUGUUAGGGGCAGAAUUCUCGGGUAUGGACCAAAAUAAUCAAUCCCUAUAUGCUCAGGGAAAUCUCCAGCACGGACUUCCCCAUGCUUAUGCUAUUGCAGCUGGGCCGACCAGCCUUGCCAGCCCAAGUACAGAUGCUACGGCUAGCCCCCAUUCUGUUGCGGGCAUGGAAGGCUCGCCAGGUCAUAAUUUUUCUGGAAUUCCUACAGUUCCUGGUGUGCAACGACACAGAGCGAAGAAUGCUAGACAAGCUCCCAAAUCUUAUCUCGGCAAGCGACAGAGGGACUCUGCCGCUAUUUACGAGAGUGUAAAGGAGCCGUAUCCCUACACAACGGGAUUUCACAACAUGGUGGCCGUGUUACGAAAUCGUCUACCUGGCAACAAGCUACUAAGAAUCGCCAAAGCCUUGGGAGAGAUUCGGCCGUCAUUUAUAUCGUGUACGAAAGACUUGACCCGGCAGGAUCUCAUUUUCAUGGAAAAGUGCUUCCAGAGAACACUUGUCGAGUAUGAUGACUUCCUACAACACUGCUGCGCACCAACAAUCGUCUGUCGAAGAUCUGGCGAGGUUGCUGCUGUCAACAAGGAAUUUAUCGCGCUGACAGGGUGGACAAAAGAGGUGUUGCUCGGGAAAGAGCCAAAUCUCAACAUUAAUACGUAUAGUGGGCGUUCAACCAAUGGUUCCAACACGCCAGACAACAAUGCCCAGGGAGACAUGCCAACUCCUCGUCCCCAAAAGGCUACUCUUGAUAACAGCAGCGGGCGACCCCAACCUGUGUUCCUGGGUGAGCUACUGGAUGACGACAGUGUUGUGGAGUUCUAUCAAGAUUUCGCGGAAUUGGCCUUUGAGGACAGCCGCGGUAAGGUACAGAGAAGCUGUCGACUCAACAAAUACCGGUCAUCCCAAAGUCUAGACAUGAAGUCAGAACAUGGUUCUCAAAAGGACAUGCAGCCUAGCAUUUUGAGCAGCCGAGUUACGCGGAUUGACAGCGAACACGGUAUAUCGCGAAUCGAAAGGGACGGCAAGGUCGAAUGUACCUACUGUUGGACCAUCAAGCGGGACGUUUUCGACAUUCCCAUGAUGAUCAUCAUGAAUUUCUUGCCACGAUACCUACCGGACCACGGGCCCCAGCAGCUGGCAGUCUAG